AUGGACGCGCCACAAGAUUAUUCAAACCUAAUGGCCACUCCUUUCUCUAACACUGAGGAUUCGUAUGUAUUCAGCUAUAUGAAUGGACUUUCUCCAAUAAAACCAGAUAAGCCUGUUCAGCAAAAUCAGGCAUUAAGCUCCACAAUCUUUUGCUCCCCUCCAUCUGUUUUCACAUCCCCCCAUGUCUCCUAUCGCAAGGAACAUGGAAUCCUCCAUAGCCACGCUCCUUUUCUGGAUUCACCAAAGCCAACUGUUUCAUUUGAACGUGGCUUACAAAUAAGUUCAGGCGAAGAAGCUGUUUCAUACACAGAUCUUGCACAUCGUGACUCAAGUGAGCUCCAGGAAAGUACUGAUCAAGGGAAUGCUUUGGUUGAACAAUUAAGCAGAAAAUGUACACUUGACAUGCCAAAGGGUUCAAUGUAUGAUUGUGGGAGCCCUAGUUCUGACGAGACAAUUUCUAGCAUUGUCCGGGGAUUAUUUGCACCAGUAUCAGAAAAUAAUGAACGACCAGGAUGUGAUUGGGAGGGUCUUACUCCCAAUGAGACCGGUACUCUUGAGGGUCUGACCCAGAAAUCAUUGGGUCCCAUAAUUAGACCUGGUUUUUUUAUGCCUCCGUUACCACAAAAUAGCUUUAGGAACUCGCACACUGUUGACUCACAAUAUCAAAGUAUAGUCAAAACAGCCACAGAAACUGAGCAAAGGCAGGACAAUAUUUUCAAUUUGGCUGUGAUGGCUAGCAACCUCAAUGAGAGAAUGGAUAAUGAGAUGGCCACCCACAAGACAAAUCAGUCCAUCCAACUCAUCUCCUUCCUUCAUGUCUCUACAAGCCAACAGCUUGAUCAAAUAUCACCAAUGUAUAGAAUGCCCCAAAGAGACCUGCAUGCCCAAAACGGUUGGACUCAGCCGGCAUUAGAUUAUUCACAACCAACAGCUCUAUUUAUUGGUGAAGGUUAUAAUCGAAAUAGCUCCAACAGGAAAAGGCGUAAGUCAGAGCCUGCUAAAGAAGGUGAAGGUUGCAAGCAUUGCAAAUGCAAGGUCUCAAAUUGCUUGAAGCUUUACUGCGAGUGCUUUGCUUCUCGCGUCUACUGCGUGGGAUCUUGCUCCUGUCGAAACUGCUUCAACAAGCCAAUUCAUGAAGAAAUUGUGCUUAAAACUCGCAAGGACAUUGAGUCUCGUAACCCUCUUGCAUUUGCUCCCAAAGUCGUCAUCACAAAUGCUGGUUCUUUACCUGAAACUGGGGCUGAUCCAAACAAAACUCCAGCUUCAACAAGACACAGAAGAGGAUGCAACUGCAAGAAAUCUGGGUGCCAAAAGAAAUAUUGUGAAUGUUACCAGAAUGGAGUUGGUUGCUCCAUUAGAUGCAGAUGUGGAGGAUGCAUGAACGAAUAUGGGAGAAAUUAUGGUUCUUCUGAAUUAAGAAUAGAAACUGAAACCGGAACAAAUGAAUCCUGUGAAAUGGUUAUGGCAGAAAAAGCUUCACAGAUAAAUGAAACUCUAAAAGGAAAUCCAAAUUCUGCUGCUCCUUCCCCAACAUCUGCAGGGUCUCGCAGAUCAAGGGCUCCAUUGCGUGGUUCAUCAAGGAGAAGACAACCUAGUAAUUUGAUCACUCCAGCUGCUUCUAGAUUUCAUGCGAGCCUGUUAAACUUUGAAUAUAAUCUCCAAAGCAAUCCAGAACUGGAAAUUCCAGAGAUUCUCCAAGUUGGUGAUGGCUCUCCUGUCCCAUGCAUGAACAACACUUCUAAUAGCCCUCCAUUUCCUUCUUUCAACCCUCGCCAAUAG
Messenger RNA from Neltuma alba, 1779 nucleotides. Its product is annotated as protein tesmin/TSO1-like CXC 2. Lineage: Eukaryota; Viridiplantae; Streptophyta; Magnoliopsida; Fabales; Fabaceae. The record is from RefSeq and is a predicted model, not a curated record. The coding region runs from base 1 to 1779 and encodes 592 amino acids. Gene Ontology annotation, molecular function: DNA-binding transcription factor activity. The transcript is spliced from 10 exons.